AUGGAGCGGUCUACAGUGCUAAGCAACAGUGGGAAAAGCGUGCAGGAUAGCAUUCGCACCAGCGAUGGCUCCUUCAUUGUUAAGUACGAGAAUCCAGUCAUUCGGCGCAUUGAAGAGCGCGUGGCUGCUUGGACCUUCCUCCCCAUCGAGAACCAGGAGGCGAUGCAAGUGUUGAGGUACAGGGACGGGCAGGAGUACGGCGCACACUGGGACUACAUCGAUCCUGCCAAGGCACCCACCCCAGGUGGCCCUCGCUACGCCACAGUGCUCAUGUACCUCUCUAAUGUGGAGAAGGGCGGCGAGACUGCCUUCCCUGAGUCCGAGGAGGACACUGUAGUGAAGGAUGACUCGUGGAGUGACUGUGGGAAGAAGGGCAUUGCUGCCAAGCCCAGAAAGGGAGACGCGCUGCUCUUCUUCUCCCUGCACCCGGACACAUCCUUCGACCAAUCCUCCCUCCAUGCGGGCUGCCCCGUACUGGCCGGGGAGAAGUGGUCCGCCACCAAGUGGAUCCACGUGGGGAGCUUCGACCUGCCGCCCCGUGAUGCAUCUGUGUGUGCCGAUGACAACGAGAAUUGCGCGCACUGGGCGAGCAUUGGGGAGUGCGAGCGUAAUAAAGCGUACAUGGUGGGAGCGGGGGGAGCGGGGCCGCAGAGCCUUGGUUAUUGCAGAAAGAGCUGUGGGGUGUGCACAUAG
Molecule: messenger RNA, 693 nt
Organism: Closterium sp. Naga37s-1
Lineage: Eukaryota; Viridiplantae; Streptophyta; Zygnematophyceae; Desmidiales; Closteriaceae
Source: the annotation of a GenBank genome assembly